AUGCUGUCCCUCACUAUCCCCCGUGCUGCUCUCCGGUCGGCGACGGCUCCUCGCCAGUUUGCUGCCGCCGCUACGUCGGUGCGCUACUCGUCGACGAAGUCUCUUGCUGAGGCUGUCGGCGAAAUUGUGCCUGCCAAGCGUGAACAAUUGGCCCGCAUCAAGUCGCAGUACGCCGAGGCUCCUCUUGGCCAGAGCAACGUUGGCCACCUGAUCGGUGGUAUGCGUGGCCUUAAGUGCAUGCUCUGGGAGGGCUCGGUUCUGGACGCCGAAAGUGGUAUCACCUUCCACGGUAAGAGCAUCCCUCAGUGCCAGAAGGAGCUGCCCACCGCCAAGGACAUUGGCCGCCCUGGUGAUGAGAUGCUGCCCGAGUCGAUGCUCUGGCUUCUGCUGACCGGCAAGGUGCCGACGGCUGAGGAGGCCAAGGGCCUCUCGCAGGACCUCAUGUCCCGUGCCAAGCUCCCUAGCUUCGUGGAGAAGGUGAUUGACACGUUCCCCAAGUCGCUUCACCCCAUGACGCAGUUCUCGGCUGCUGUGUCGACGCUGAACCACGACAGCAAGUUUGCUGCCGCUUACAACGCUGGUGUGAAGAAGACCGAGUUCUGGCAGCCUACCCUCGAGGACACGCUUGACCUGAUUGCUCGUCUCCCUGCCAUUGCCGCCCGCAUCUACUUCAACGUGUUCGGCAAGGGUGAUGGCAAGCAGCACGUUGACCCCAGCAUGGACUUUGCCGAGAACUUCUCGCACAUGCUCGGCUACGGCGACAAGGAGGGUCUGACGGACUACCUCCGUCUCUACCUGUCUGUGCACGGUGACCACGAGGGUGGUAACGUGUCGGCUCACACGUGCCACCUGGUCGGCAGUGCGCUCUCUGACCCUUACUUGGCCUACGCCGCCUCGCUGAACGGUCUGGCUGGUCCUCUGCACGGUCUUGCCAACCAGGAAGUGCUCAACUGGAUCCUUGAGGUCCAGCGUGAAGUGGGUGACUCGCCCACGGACCAGCAGGUCACGGACGCUCUCUGGGCUACGCUCAAGAGUGGCCGCGUUGUGCCUGGCUACGGUCACGCUGUCCUCCGUCAGCCCGACCCUCGUUUCACGGCUCUGUACGGCUACUGUGACAAGCGUGCGGAGUUGCAGAGCUCGCCUACCGUCAAGCUUGUGCAGCGCAUCUCGCAGCUCGCCCCGCCUGUGCUCAAGGAGCACGGUAAGACCAAGAACCCCUUCCCUAACGUGGACGCUGCCUCGGGUGCGCCGCUCUACACGUACGGCCUUGACGAGUUCAAGUUCUACACGGUUCUCUUUGGUGUGUCGCGUGCUUUCGGUGCCCUGCCCCAGCUCGUGUUCGACCGUAUCCUUGGUCUUCCGAUCGAGCGCCCCAAGUCGCUCUCGAUGGACGCUCUUGAGCAGCUUGUGAAGAAGUAA
Molecule: messenger RNA, 1419 nt
Organism: Malassezia restricta
Lineage: Eukaryota; Fungi; Basidiomycota; Malasseziomycetes; Malasseziales; Malasseziaceae
Product: citrate synthase
Exons: 1
Coding region: 1-1419 (472 amino acids)
Biological process (GO): tricarboxylic acid cycle; carbohydrate metabolic process
Cellular component (GO): mitochondrial matrix
Source: RefSeq, a predicted model, not a curated record